This is a messenger RNA of Zygosaccharomyces rouxii, 2952 nucleotides long. RefSeq names its product DNA translocase (gene ISW2). Gene Ontology annotation, cellular component: nucleus; chromatin. Gene Ontology annotation, molecular function: ATP hydrolysis activity; ATP-dependent chromatin remodeler activity; histone binding. Gene Ontology annotation, biological process: regulation of transcription by RNA polymerase II; nucleosome organization. Lineage: Eukaryota; Fungi; Ascomycota; Saccharomycetes; Saccharomycetales; Saccharomycetaceae. The record is from RefSeq and is a predicted model, not a curated record. The coding region runs from base 1 to 2952 and encodes 983 amino acids. The transcript has a single exon.
AUGCAAAAGUUAUUGAAGGGAAUUGAUGAAGAGCAGAAGAGAAAGAAAUCUGUUGAUAGUGGAUCACGUCAUUCGAGGAAAAGUGAAAAGGAGGAAGAUGCUGAACUAAUUGCAGAUGAAGAAGUAGAUGGAGCUGAGAACUAUGAAAAUGAAGACUAUGUAACGGAGACACCUUGGUACAUUAAACAUGGAAAAUUAAGAGAUUAUCAGAUCCAAGGUUUAAAUUGGUUGAUUUCAUUACACGAACACAAGUUAUCCGGUAUUUUGGCAGAUGAAAUGGGGCUUGGUAAAACUUUACAAACUAUUUCAUUCUUGGGUCACCAGAGAUAUGUUAAAGGUAUAGAAGGUCCCUUCUUAAUUAUCGUCCCCAAAUCUACGCUGGAUAAUUGGAGAAGAGAAUUUGAAAGGUGGACACCUGAAGUUGAUGUCUUAGUACUACAUGGUGACAAAGAUGAAAGACGUGAGCUUUUACAAGAAAGGGUACUUGAAGCUAAAUUUGACGUUUUAAUUUCAUCUUACGAAAUGGUUAUCAAGGAAAAAAGUACGUUAAAAAGAGUCGCUUGGCAAUAUUUGGUCAUUGAUGAAGCUCAUCGUAUUAAGAACGAGCAGAGUACUUUGUCACAAAUCAUUAGAUUGUUUUACUCGAGAAAUAGAUUAUUGAUCACAGGUACUCCUUUACAAAACAAUUUACACGAGUUGUGGGCUCUCUUGAACUUUUUGUUGCCAGAUGUCUUUGGAGAUGCGGAAGUUUUUGACGAUUGGUUCGAACAAAAUAACAGUGAGCAAGAUCAAGAAACUGUGAUUCAGCAAUUGCAUACAGUUCUAAGUCCCUUCUUGUUGAGGAGAGUAAAGGCCGAUGUGGAAAAGUCUCUGCUCCCGAAGAUCGAGACCAACUUGUACGUUGGUAUGACUGAAAUGCAGGUUCAUUGGUAUAAAUCACUGUUAGAAAAAGAUAUAGACGCUGUUAAUGGUGUAGUCGGUAAGCGUGAAGGUAAAACGAGACUACUCAACAUUGUCAUGCAAUUGAGAAAAUGCUGUAAUCAUCCAUAUCUUUUCGAGGGUGCCGAGCCUGGUCCACCUUAUACCACCGAUGAGCAUUUGGUCUAUAAUGCUGGUAAAAUGAUUGUCCUUGAUAAAUUGCUGAAAAAAAUGAAAGAAAAGGGUUCUCGUGUAUUGAUCUUCAGUCAAAUGUCUAGAUUGCUUGACAUUUUGGAAGAUUACUGUUACUUUAGAGAUUACGAAUAUUGUCGAAUUGAUGGUUCCACGGCUCAUGAGGAUCGUAUUGAAGCCAUUGACGAGUUCAAUAAACCAGAUUCUGAUAAGUUUGUUUUCUUGUUGACCACUCGUGCUGGUGGGCUAGGUAUCAAUUUAGUGACCGCUGAUACUGUGGUCCUAUACGAUUCCGAUUGGAACCCCCAAGCAGAUUUACAAGCCAUGGAUAGAGCUCAUAGAAUUGGUCAAAAGAAACAAGUUCAUGUUUACAGAUUUGUUACGGAGAGUGCUAUUGAAGAGAAAGUUAUUGAACGUGCCGCUCAAAAAUUGAGGUUGGAUCAGUUGGUUAUACAACAAGAUUCAAGUAAGAAAACUGCUAAUCUUGGUAAUUCCAAGGAUGAUUUGCUUGAUAUGAUUCAAUUUGGUGCAAAGGACGUUUUUGAAAAGAAAUCUAAUACAAUUAGUGUCAAUGAUGAUAUUGAUGAAAUUUUGGCUAAAGGUGAUCAAAAGACGAAGGAACUAAAUGCCAAAUACGAAUCUCUGGGCUUGGAUGAUUUGCAAAGGUUUAAUGAUAUGGAAAAUCAAUCAGCUUAUGAAUGGAACGGUAAAAACUUUCAAAAAAGAACAGCCGACAAGGCUAUCGAAUGGAUCAAUCCAUCUCGGAGAGAAAGAAGAAGAGAACAACAGACUUAUUCUGUGGAUGAUUAUUACAAAGAAAUCAUCGGGACCAGUUCAAAAAGCUCAAAAUCUAAUGCUAAGUCCACGCCUCAACCUAAGACUUUCCGCCCACCUAAGAUUAUUCAUGGUCAAGAUUUCCAAUUCUUCCCUAAGGAAUUGUCAGCCUUGCAGGAAAAGGAGCAAUUGUCUUUCAAGAAGAAAGUCAACUAUAAAGUCACUUCAUAUGAUAUAACAGGUGCUUCUGAAACUGAGGAAGAUGAUGAAGAAGAAUCUAAGGAAGUUUCUGAUGAAACGAAACAAAAGAUUAAGGAAGAACAGGAAAAAAUUGAUCAAGCUGAAGAUUUCACUGAAGAGGACGAAUCUAGGAAACAAGAGUUGAUCUCACAGGCCUUUACCACUUGGAAUAAACGUGACUUAAUUGCGUUUAUUAAUGCAUGCGCCAAAUAUGGUAGAGAUCGUGCGGACAUGAUUCGUAAAUCAGUGGACUCUAAAACACCAGAAGAAGUAGAUGAAUAUGCAGAAGUAUUCUGGGAAAGAUAUCAAGAAAUUCAUGGAUAUGAAAAAUAUAUGGCAACGAUUGAGAAUGGUGAGAAAAAAAAUGAAAAAUUGAAGUAUCAAGAGACAUUGUUGAAGAAGAAAAUUGAGCAAUGGAAGUAUCCUUUUUAUGAAAUGUCAAUCCAUUAUCCCCCAAAUAAUGCAAGACGAACAUACAAUUCCACGGAGGAUAAAUUUAUUCUCUUGACUAUAAGCAAAUAUGGACUUUUCGCAGAUAAAUUAUAUGAAAAACUAAAGCAAGAGAUUAUGACGAGUAAUUUAUUUGCAUUCGAUUGGUUUAUAAGGACAAGGACGGUACACGAGUUAUCAAAGAGGUCAAACACGCUUUUGACGUUGCUGACAAGGGAGUAUGAGGCGCCAGAAUCCAUGAAGAAGAAAAGAAGCAGGGUUACCACAAGAGAAGAUACACCAGCUUCAAACAAUGGUAACGACACUGUGACUCCGGGGGUUCCAAUUCCUCAAAGUGACGAUCAUAUAGAAAAGAAAGCAAGACUUCACCAGGAAUGA